AUGCUCUUCAACGUCGCCGCCAUUGCCUCCCUCCUGGCUGUCGCCAACGCCCGCAUCGUCGGCAUCGCCGUUCCUGAGACCGUCGCCCCCGGCGCCACCAUCGAGGCCACCAUCCUCACCGAGAACUACAUCCAGUCCGUCUACGACGUCGCCAUCGUCUUUGGCUACGCCGCCGGCAACGGCUUCCCUCAGUCUCUCGGCAACGUCCUUGCCUCCUACUACCUUGGACCCACCCAGUCCAACGUUUCAGGCAACCUCACCCGCUCCAUCACCAUCCCCGCCUCCGCCCAAAAGGGCGAAAAGGCCCUCAUCUCCGCCAGCCUCAUGAGCCUCUAUGGCGCCGUCUACGGCCCUACCCUGACCAACUUCAACGUCUCCGUCACCGUUGGCGAUGCCACCUCUUCCACCCUCAAGUCCGGCACUCUCUACUAA
Trichoderma virens Gv29-8 is the source of this 432-nucleotide messenger RNA. RefSeq lists its product as uncharacterized. The record is from RefSeq and is a predicted model, not a curated record. The transcript is spliced from 2 exons. Bases 1 to 432 code for a protein of 143 amino acids. NCBI's taxonomy places the organism in Eukaryota, Fungi, Ascomycota, Sordariomycetes, Hypocreales, Hypocreaceae.